This is a messenger RNA of Rhododendron vialii, 2667 nucleotides long. Its product is annotated as phosphoenolpyruvate/phosphate translocator 2, chloroplastic-like. Gene Ontology annotation, cellular component: membrane; Golgi apparatus. The coding region runs from base 247 to 1428 and encodes 393 amino acids. NCBI's taxonomy places the organism in Eukaryota, Viridiplantae, Streptophyta, Magnoliopsida, Ericales, Ericaceae. The transcript is spliced from 9 exons. Gene Ontology annotation, molecular function: antiporter activity. The record is from RefSeq and is a predicted model, not a curated record. Gene Ontology annotation, biological process: transmembrane transport.
UCUUCCACCACCCAUUACUUCCAUCCAAAAACCAAAUGAAGUCAAUUGACUUAUCCACCCAUCACCUCACUUUUAAUCUUAAUCAGAACUUCCAAAACAUUUCGCCCACAUUUUUCUUAGGCUCCAAUUAAUCAUGCACUACAACACCUAUACAAUCACCACAAACCGUCGUCGUUUCUUUCCCAACCGCCAAUUUUCUUCUACACAGGCGUUUCUCUCUCCUCUGUUUCAGAGCAGAGUAGAAAAAUGGAGAGCUAUGCCUACGCAUUAGCUCUCUACCCAUUGACCCCAUUCCUCAAAUCAGUAAAACCCACCAGCCGAAACACUAAACCUCAACUGGGUCUCGUCUCUUGUCGCGGAAAAUUGUGUCUGCAUUCUGAUUCGAGCCUCAACAGAAAAUCCUCUGUUUCGUUGUUUGUUUCAAACCAGAGGUGGAAUGGGCACAAGGUCAGAGCCGCUUCGGUUCCCGGAAACACGGGCGAAACGCAGCAAUCGAAGGAUUCGGUUAGGACGUUGAAGCUUGGUUCCAUGUUUGCAAUCUGGUAUCUACUGAACAUCUCCUUCAACAUCUACAACAAACAGGUUUUGAAGGUGUACCCAUUUCCAGCAACUGUAACAGCGUUUCAAUUCGGAUGUGGGACUGUGCUUGUUCUUCUAAUGUGGGGACUUAAUCUGUAUCCAAGACCGAAUGUUACUAGAUCACAGUUUGCAGCAAUCCUACCAUUAGCUGUGAUCCACACGAUGGGCAAUAUCUUGACCAACAUAAGUCUUGGAAAAGUUGCUGUUUCCUUUACUCAUACUAUCAAAGCUAUGGAGCCCUUCUUCACCGUUGUCCUCUCUGCCCUUUUUAUUGGUGAGUGGCCCAGUAUUUGGGUAGUUUCUUCCCUUGUACCAAUUGUUGGAGGAGUGGCAUUAGCGUCGUUCACUGAGGUGUCUUUUAACUGGAUAGGUUUCAGUAGUGCAAUGGCUUCCAAUUUGACCAACCAAUCACGAAAUGUACUUAGCAAGAAAUUCAUGGUCAAUAAAGAGGAAGCUUUGGACAAUAUCAAUCUCUUCUCCAUUAUAACGAUCAUUUCGUUUCUUCUACUGGCUCCGGUUGCCAUUCUCACGGAAGGAGUGAAGUUUAGUCCAUCAUACCUGCAGUUUGCUGCAAAUCAAGGGUUGAAUGUAAGAGAGUUGUGUGUGAGAUCUCUCCUGGCUGGUUUCUGCUUCCAUACUUAUCAACAGGUUUCAUAUAUGAUUCUACAAAUGGUGUCCCCAGUAACCCAUUCAGUGGGAAACUGUGUGAAGCGAGUUGUGGUCAUUGUAUCCUCAGUUAUCUUCUUCCAAACACCGGUUUCGCCCAUCAACUCUCUUGGAACUGCGGUGGCUCUUGCUGGUGUGUUCUUGUAUUCGAGAGCAAAGCGCAUAAAGCCGAAGGCCUCAUGACUUCAAUGUUGAAAGAGUGUAAAUUGUGUGUUAACAGAAACUCCAAUGUGAUUAGUGGAACCCAAACCCGCGCAAUAUACCCGCUAUUUCACCUGCUCAAUCCAAGAUCAAUGGUGUCAAUUUAAGUCCAAGUUACCUGGUUGAGAUAGCAUUUAUUGAUACAUACAUUGAUUGCAAAUGUUGUAUAGUUCAUAUUAUUUUCCUUACAAUUUCAAGAAUGAUUUUUAUUUGCGACAAAUUGCCCACCUUUUAAAUCAACUAGCGACAAAUUGCCCACCUUUUAAAUCAACUACCAAAAUCAGUGCUAUAAUUUCUCCCCCCCCCCCACCCACACACACACACACACGGGGAGGGAGGGAGAGAGAGAGAGAGAGCACCACCCAGAAAAAAGCAAAAGAAAACAGUUUAGACACCUCAGAUUCUCAAUGCCGACCACUAUGAAUAUUACUGAGAGGCCAAAAAUAGAUAACAUAAUUACUGUCAAAUAGCUACUCCAUAAUUCUUCAAUAAGAUGAACACUUAAGGACAUCAGCUUUGACAACAUAAUUUUCAAUCUUGUUACACCAUAACGUCGUGAAAAUACUACUAAUCCAUUACAGAUGUCUGCUCUAUUGAGUUUUUGAAUCUAUAAAUACCAGGAUGCACCCCCCAAAAGGGCAACUUCAAAACCACUGCUACAGUUACAUCUCCCCCGUCUCCGAGCCCCCACCACAACUGAGAAUCGAAGGAAAAAGAAGAGAAGAAAAAAUACAACACAACCACCAAUCGAUGGUAAUCCGCAGUCAUACAGCUUAAUGGAGAAGAGGGACGAGGAUCUUAAUCAUCCGCUGGAAUCAUGCCUUCUUCAUCCGCUGGAAUCAUGCCUUCCUCCAAUUCACCCUCCUCCCCCAAGUACGAAGACCCAGUUCCAUUCAGUCCACCUCUUGUUGCUUUUCCCCACUCAUCGUCAUCUGAUCCCUUGAGAUUUUCCUUCCUACGACCACCAGAUGAGGAACGUGGAGGUGGGUCCACAGAAUUUUUGAAUCCCCUUUCAGUGUCACUUUUGUAUGAAGGUGCCAAAUGUUUCUGAGAGCUGCGGAUUGGGGAACGUUCACGGGCUGGCAGAACCCAAUCAAACCUGUCAGUGCUACGGCUACGGCUACGGCUCUCGGCCCGCCUCCGAAAGUCUCCCCUACCUGGAAACUUUUUUGGGCUUCUACUUCGGCUACGGCUACUACUUCGGUCAGCACCAUCCCCAGC